Messenger RNA from Penicillium pulvis, 1067 nucleotides. It is a transcript of the gene rho3, whose product is annotated as Rho family GTPase RHO3. Bases 130 to 723 code for a protein of 197 amino acids. Gene Ontology annotation, biological process: small GTPase-mediated signal transduction. The transcript is spliced from 8 exons. The record is from RefSeq and is a predicted model, not a curated record. Gene Ontology annotation, molecular function: GTP binding; GTPase activity. NCBI's taxonomy places the organism in Eukaryota, Fungi, Ascomycota, Eurotiomycetes, Eurotiales, Aspergillaceae.
CGCGCUUUACCUCAGCACGACUUGGCUCUAAUUAUUUCAUUUGGGUUUCAUUUGGAAUAUUUACUUAUAUUUGCUCGACUACUUUACCGUUGCGAAGGAACAUCCACGCCUCAACCCCUUUAAUUCACCAUGGAGCUAUGCGGUCGUCAAAAGGUUGUCCAACGCAAGAUGGUGCUGCUAGGUGAUGGUGCCUGUGGCAAGACUUCUGCGCUGAACGUCUUUACAAGAGGAUUCUUCCCGACUGUCUACGAACCAACAGUCUUUGAGAACUACGUUCACGAUAUCUUCGUUGACAACGUACAUAUGGAGCUCUCGCUAUGGGACACAGCUGGACAGGAGGAAUUCGACCGGUUGCGCGCACUGUCCUAUGAGGAUACCCACGUGCUGAUGCUUUGUUUCAGUAUCGACAGCAGCGACUCGUUCGAGAACGUCGGGUCGAAGUGGAUCGCUGAAAUUAACGAGAACUGCCCCGGUGUGAAGGUUGUGCUCACGGCACUGAAGUGCGAUUUGAGGAAGGAUGAUGAAAUGAACGACAACCCUAGCGCCAUCACUUUCGAUCAGGGAUUGGCAAAGGCGAAGGAAAUCGGUGCGGUCAAAUACUUGGAGUGUUCUGCGGUGCAAAAUCGCGGGAUUCGUGAGAGCUUCUAUGAAGCUGCCAAGGUUGCCCUGGACGUCAAGCCUGUUGGAGGCGGUGGCUCUGGCCCUAAAUGUGUCAUCCUAUAAAUAUCUGGUGAAUUGGCACACCACAACUCUACUGCGUCCUUUCGUUUUCAUUUUUGACUGCCCUUUUUCCAUCCCACGAGUUCGUUGAUUCCCCUUUGCAUGUAGGCCUUGAUUGAUGUCGGCCUGUGACACGACUAUUUCUCUUCUUUUCACUUUCCCCUUUUGUCACUCCCCUGGACACAGCGGAUCUCAACUCCCGCGUCUGGGGUGAUACCUUUUGCAUGGUUCCGCCUCUGGUCGUCGAAGCAUUUCAGCGAGGUUGGCUUUCUUACCUUUACCACCGCUUUUACACAUCUAUAUAAUUUUUUACUGGAUCUAAUCGCGUUUCGCCUUUGAAGAACCUC